Messenger RNA from Notodromas monacha, 1300 nucleotides. The record is from the annotation of a GenBank genome assembly. NCBI's taxonomy places the organism in Eukaryota, Metazoa, Arthropoda, Ostracoda, Podocopida, Cyprididae.
UUGUCAUUUUACAGGUGUUAUUUUGAAUUAAAAAUUUUAUCGAGCGUGUAGGGCUGUACCCGUGAGCUCAUCUAGAAUUCCGUGGCAACAUGUUCCUUUCAACGCUGAGUGGGUCUGCUGCUCCAGUAUGGGGCCAGCAAGUGCGUGGAAUGGCAACGUUGAAGGAUAUUUCGAUUCGGCUGAAGUCUGUGAAGAAUAUCCAGAAGAUCACACAAUCUAUGAAAAUGGUGUCAGCUGCCAAGUUCGCGCGAGCUGAAAGGGAUUUGAAGCAAGUUCGUCCAUUCGGAGCUGGUUCAAAGGCCUUCUAUGAGAACGUUGCCCCCGAGAAAGACGCCGAACAACCUGCCGAGAAAAGACGCCUCCUCAUUGCCAUUUCCUCCGACCGAGGACUCUGUGGCGCCAUUCACUCUGGUGUUGCUAAGGUGAUCAAGGCUGAAAUUGCGAAGGACCCUUCAGCCAUGGUCGCUUGUGUCGGUGACAAGAGUCGUGGUAUUCUAGCACGAGCUAUCGGAACAAACGUUCUUUUCGCUUGCAACGAAAUUGGUCGACUUCCGCCCACGUUCGGCGAUGCCUCUAAAGUUGCGCAAGCAAUCCUGGCCGCUGGAUACAAUUUCACAGAGGGAACCAUUUACUACAAUUACUUCAGGUCUGUGGUAUCUUAUCAGAUUGCCACCUUGCCGUUGUUCAGCUUGGAGACCAUCACGAACUCCGACAAGUAUCCCGUUUACGACAGUCUUGAUCAGGAAGUCGUGCAGUCCUACCUAGAAUAUUCCCUUGCAUCCCUGCUCUUUUAUGCAAUGAAGGAAGCUGCGUGCUCUGAGCAGUCCUCACGUAUGUCAGCUAUGGACAACGCAAGCAAGAAUGCCGGUGAAAUGAUCGACAAGCUGACGUUGACGUUCAACAGAACUCGACAGGCGGUGAUCACCCGGGAACUGAUUGAAAUCAUUUCCGGUGCUGCUGCCUUGUAAAAGGAUCCAGAAAGUUACGCGGAAGCUGGCGAAAUCCCUGUUGUGCGUGGAAGAGUGUAGAGCGUUGGCAGGAAAAAGAAGGGAAUGUUUUCUUUUCGUCGCAGGGAAGUUCUUUAUUACCAGUUUUUACUGGUUGUGUUAAAGCCGACACUUUUCUGGGAGAGUCUUUUUUCCGGAUCCUCUAGGCUUCUCGUUCGUCGAAUUCUGUUCUUUUUAUCGAGUGGAUUCGUCCAAUGCAGAGCUUUUAGUUUCUGGAAGUGCAAUUUAAUCUCUCGUAUUUGUUCGUUCGAUUUGUUCUCAAGGUGUGAGAAAAUAAAAGUGCAGUAGACAAA